Messenger RNA from Sporothrix brasiliensis 5110, 228 nucleotides. RefSeq names its product mitotic-spindle organizing protein associated with a ring of gamma-tubulin 1. Gene Ontology annotation, biological process: mitotic spindle assembly; gamma-tubulin complex localization; microtubule nucleation by interphase microtubule organizing center. The transcript is spliced from 3 exons. Gene Ontology annotation, cellular component: interphase microtubule organizing center; gamma-tubulin ring complex; spindle. Lineage: Eukaryota; Fungi; Ascomycota; Sordariomycetes; Ophiostomatales; Ophiostomataceae. The coding region runs from base 1 to 228 and encodes 75 amino acids. The record is from RefSeq and is a predicted model, not a curated record.
AUGCCCGCCGACCACACUGAAAAACAGGCGGCCGCCCAGGCUGCCGUCGACAUCCUUCACGAGAUGUCCACCAUCCUUAAUUGCCAGCUGGACCGCCGCACGCUGUCAAUCUGCAUCUCCAUGAUCGAGAAUGGCGUCAGUCCCGUUGCCCUAGCAAGAGCUGUGAUGAAGCUGCGCGAGACAGGCCAGCAGGUGGAACAAUACAUGGCGACGCAACAGAACCGAUAG